Neopsephotus bourkii (Bourke's parrot) is the source of this 1747-nucleotide messenger RNA. RefSeq names its product eukaryotic translation initiation factor 3 subunit C-like. The transcript is spliced from 11 exons. The record is from RefSeq and is a predicted model, not a curated record. Lineage: Eukaryota; Metazoa; Chordata; Aves; Psittaciformes; Psittacidae. Gene Ontology annotation, cellular component: eukaryotic translation initiation factor 3 complex. The coding region runs from base 1 to 1689 and encodes 562 amino acids. Gene Ontology annotation, molecular function: translation initiation factor binding; translation initiation factor activity; RNA binding. Gene Ontology annotation, biological process: translational initiation.
AUGUGUCCCAAUGCAUCCCCGCCCCCCAGCGCUGCCCAGAUCGAGCUCCUGCAGCUCCUGGUGGCCGUAGCCAAUGAGAACGGGCUGGGGGCGGCGCUAGAGAUCAAGAUCAAGUUCAGCAUCAUCGCCUCCCUCUAUGACUACAACCCCAACCUGGCCACCUACAUGAAGCCGGAGCUAUGGCAGCGCUGCCUCACCUGCAUUGAGGAGCUCCUGGAUGAGCUCUUCCAGCACCCGGAGAUCUUCAUAGGGGAGAACAUCCUGGAGGAGUCCGAGAACCUCAGCAACCCCGAGCAGCCCUACCGCGUCCGCGGCUGCAUCCUGACCCUGGUGGAGCGAAUGGACGAGGAGUUCACCAAGAUCAUGCAGAACACGGACCCCCACUCCCAAGAGUACGUGGAGCAGCUGAAGGACGAGGCGCGGGUGUGCGGGAUCAUUGCGCGCCUGCAGCGGUACCUGCAGGAGAAGGGGUCCCCGGAAGAGCUCUGCCGCGUCUUCCUCCGCCGCAUCCUUCACACCUACUAUAAGUUCGACUAUGGGGAGGCGCAGCCGGGGGCCACCAAUGAGGAAUCCCCGGCCGCCCUCAUGGACCGCCUCUGCAAGUUCAUCUACGCCAAGGACCGCACCGACCGCAUCCGCACCUGCGCCAUCCUCUGCCACAUCUACCAUCAUGCAUUGCACAGCCGCUGGUACCCGGCCCGGGACCUCAUGCUCAUGUCCCACCUGCAGGACAACAUCCAGCACGCCGACCCCCCCGUGCAGAUCCUCUACAACCGCACCAUGGUCCAGCUGGGCAUCUGCGCCUUCCGCCAAGGCCUCAUCAAGGACGCCCACAACGCCCUCUUGGACAUCCAAUCCUCAGGACGAGCCAAGGAGCUCCUGGGCCAGGGCCUCCUCUUGAGGAGCCUCCAGGAGAGGAACCCGGAGCAGGAGAAGGUGGAGAAGCGGCGCCAGGUCCCCUUCCACAUGCACGUGAACCUGGAGCUGCUCGAGUGCGUGUACCUGGUGGCGGCCAUGCUGCUGGAGAUCCCCUACAUGGCGGCCCAUGAGUUCGAUGCGAGGAGGAGGAUGAUCAGCAAGCAGUUCCAUCAUCAGCUCAGGGUCGGGGAGAGGCAGCCAUUGCUCGGCCCCCCCGAGUCCAUGCGGGAGCACGUGGUGGCCGCCUCCAAGGCCAUGAAGAUGGGAGACUGGAGGAGCUGCCACCGCUACGUGGUCAAUGAGAAGAUGAAUGGGAAGGUCUGGGACCUGUUCCCCGAGGCCGACAAGGUCCGCGCCAUGCUGGUGAGGAAGAUCCAGGAGGAGUCGCUCCGCACCUACCUGUUCACCUACAGCAGCGUCUAUGACUCCAUCAGCAUGGAGAUCCUGUCGGCCAUGUUUGAGCUGGACCUACCCACAGUGCACAGCAUCAUCAGCAAGAUGAUCAUCAAUGAGGAGCUCAUGGCGUCCCUGGACCAGCCCACGCAGACGGUGCAGAUGCAUCGCACGGAGCCCACCCCCCAACAGAACCUGGCCCUCCAAUUGGCUGAGAAGUUGGGGACCCUCAUGGAGAACAAUGAGAGGGUCCUGGACCACAAACAGGGCUCCUAUGGGGGGUACUUCCGAGACCAGAAGGACGGGUACCGCAAAGGGGACGGAGGAUACCUGAGACGCGGCGGCUACCGGCAACAGGAACGAGGCUCCAACUACUGACCCAUAGCGCCCCAUAGCGACCCAUAGCGACCCAUAGCCUGACCCAUAGCGACACAUA